Erythranthe guttata (spotted monkey flower) is the source of this 1261-nucleotide messenger RNA. RefSeq names its product nudix hydrolase homolog 9 (gene NUDT9). Gene Ontology annotation, molecular function: GDP-mannose hydrolase activity. Lineage: Eukaryota; Viridiplantae; Streptophyta; Magnoliopsida; Lamiales; Phrymaceae. The record is from RefSeq and is a predicted model, not a curated record.
UCCAAUUUUCACCCUUAAACAAACUAAUAGUUCCAUAGCCGAAUGAAACGUAUGCCAAGUAAGUAGUAGUAAGCUGGUUAUUUCAUCGAACAGAUGGCGGGCACUCUUGCUUUCGCCGCAAUGGAGACGACGAAGUGCCCUUCUGAAACAGGCAAUCACGACGGCCACGAUCUUCCUGCAUUCCAACUCCUUCUAUCGUGUCCGUUGGGUCUUUCUCCUUCUGAGGUUUCAGUCGUGUUUGAUCAGACUCAUGAUCGGAUUCCCCAUCCGGAUGCCGGAUUAGAAAGUUCAAUUGCAGAGAUAUGGAGCGAGAGAAUUCAGCAAAACCCAUCUCUGUUCAAUGGACUAAAAUUCAGGUACGGCGGCCACUCCCCGUGUAGCGGACUUGAUCCUUCUCAGAAGACUCGCGUAUGCCUUCAACUUGGCUUGACGGAUUACCGGACAUUUGUGGGAACAAAUUUGAAUCCUAUGUGGGAAAGGUUUCUCGUUCCAUCCGAAGACGAUUGGAUAAGGUGUCAACAUACCUCUAAUCCUCUCGGCAAUGGUGCAAUUGUGGAGACAUCUGACGGAGAAAUUGUUUUGCUGCAACGAAGUAAUAACGUCGGCGAAUUUCCUGGCCACUUUGUUUUCCCGGGUGGCCAUCCAGAGCCCCAAGAAGUUGGCGUAGUAAGCCAUCAGAUCGAUGGAGAGUUGACCCACGAGAUGGUCAACAGAAUGGUUUCUCAGGAAAUGUUUGACAGCAUUACUCGUGAAGUCGUUGAAGAAAUCGGUGUUCCUGUUUCUACCCUGGGAAACCCCAUCUUUAUCGGAAUAUCUCAGAGGGUGUUGAAUGUUAGACCGACGGCUUUUUUCUUCAUUAAAUGCAGUCUUCCGUCAAUUGAGAUACAACGACUCUACUGCAAUGCUCAAGAUGGCUAUGAAUCAACCCAUCUUUAUACUAUGCCAAUGAGUAAUUUGGGGAAUAUUACAUCUAAAAUGCCGGGAUGUCAUCAAGGAGGGUUUGCUCUCUAUAAGUUGAUGAUAGACGAUGCGAAGGAGAACUGAAUCGAGAUUCAAGACCGUCCUUUUCGUCUAUGUUUUGCUGGUAAUUUUCGUAUUCAUUUGCCGAAUAAUUUCUUCUAUCUGAAACCAUUUUUAAAAUCCAUUCAUUUCAAAUCGCCGAGUCCGUACGGUAUAUUUUAAACUGCUGUACUUUGAGCUAUUUCUCGAGUCGAAAUAUUGUUUCGAAUUUAUUUAUGUGAAAUUAUUUAAACUUUUUUCG